Messenger RNA from Beta vulgaris subsp. vulgaris (sugar beet), 1299 nucleotides. RefSeq names its product putative F-box/LRR-repeat protein At3g28410. NCBI's taxonomy places the organism in Eukaryota, Viridiplantae, Streptophyta, Magnoliopsida, Caryophyllales, Amaranthaceae. The record is from RefSeq and is a predicted model, not a curated record. The coding region runs from base 1 to 1299 and encodes 432 amino acids. The transcript has 3 exons. Gene Ontology annotation, molecular function: protein binding.
AUGGAGGAUCAACUUAGCAAAUUACCAGACUCAGUUCUUAUUCACAUCCUUAGUUUUCUGCCAACCUUCGACGCUGUGUAUCGUGCCGGCUUGGUCUCUAAACGUUUGCGUUCUCUCAGACACUCUCUUCCCUCCCUUGUUUUCGCAAAUAAUCAUAUUCCAUCUUAUGAAGGCUCUAAAUACAUUCAUGAAAAGUUAAGUCGUUAUAUCAAUGAUUUGUUGAUUUUCCAAGGUCGUCAUAAUAAUCUCCGCAAGUGUUGUUUCCAUCUUCCUUAUAAUUGCCCUCGUGAUUACGAAAUUGAUGCAUGGAUAAAAUUAGCACUAAAUCGCAAAGUUAAAGAGCUUGAACUUUUUAUCCCAGAUAAUAGGUAUUGUUUACCCAGAUUCUUGUUUAGGAACGAGAUUUUAACAAGUUUGAGUGUCACAUAUGCUGGGUUUACGGUGAUUAAGGAGAUGAAUAUUAAUUGGAAGUCGUUGAAGAGUUUGUCAAUGAAACACAUAAAAAAUUUAGAUGAUGAUAUGCUUGGAAAAAUAUUGAUAGGUUGUCCUAUAUUAGAGUUGUUGGAAUUGAAUUCUUGUACGGGAAUAAAGAAGUUAGAUGUUGUCUCUCAAAGUUUGAAGGAAUUGGUACUUCAUGAGUGUACAUAUGUCUUUGGUAGGAAUCAACAUGGGGAGAUAUUGAGAGUUUCGGCUCCUUCACUUCAAGUGUUGGUUAUUUCUGGCUCUAAUCGCUAUGAUAAGUGUAUACUUGAGAAUUUUUCAUCGUUGGUUGAGGCUCAAUCUGUCAAAUGUUGGCCCUUUUUAUUCUCAAAUUGCCAUACUUUAACGUUGGAUAUCAAUCUUAAGCAAUGGGAACUUCCCGGACUAGCAAUCAUGCUUCAGAAUUGCCCUAAGUUGGAGAACUUGAUCAUCAAUAUGACCGAAAAACGGUGCAUUCAGAUGAACUCCAAGUCCUGCAAUAUUGAUUAUCAAGAGAAGAAUUUCUGGAUGUCGAAUCCGAAUUAUGUAACGCUUAACUGUCUACUUGAACAUAUCAAGGUGGUGAAGAUCAUCGGCCUGCAACCGCGUAAAGGAGGUGAAUUAAUGGUUGAGUUCUUACAAUUCAUCCUAAAACAUGCGAGGGUGUUGGAAAGGUUGUUCGUUGACAUUAUUAAUGUGAAGGACGAUAUGGAGGAUGCUGGAAAGUGUAUCUUUGAACUGUCUGUGUUUCAUAUGCUGUUAAGUUUCCCAAGAUCCUCUGAAUCAGCUGUGAUUGUAGUAAACUGUAGUAAGUGUAACAAUAGGAAGGGUAGUUCAUAA